Molecule: messenger RNA, 543 nt
Organism: Fraxinus pennsylvanica
Lineage: Eukaryota; Viridiplantae; Streptophyta; Magnoliopsida; Lamiales; Oleaceae
Source: the annotation of a GenBank genome assembly
AUGACUACUCAGAUCAUUCCCUCAAACCCUGAUUCAAUCAAAACUAGGUUUACUUACAGUUUUGUUCGAGCCCUGAAGAAACUGAACAAGAGUAGAGGCGCUUCAGUUUCACCAUCCAUGAAGGAGACAUACAGGAGAUAUCAUAUGAUUAGAGUUGCAUCCUACGCAUCCAUGGCUUCUGCAGUCGGGUCGAAAAGAGCCUGGAGCCGGGCAGUACUAUGGAAGAUUAGAAACCGUACUUCACAUCGCGCUUUGAAGAAAAAAAGCAGAAUCCAUGCUUUGACGAGGACAAAAGUAAGAGAAAACCCUAGAAGUGACUUAAAUUUUCAUCAGGAAAAUGAUCUGAGGAAGCUUGUACCAGGUGGUGAAGGUAUGGAUUUUUGCAGAUUGUUGAAUGAAACUGCUCACUACAUAAAAUGCCUUAGAACACAGGCGACGACGAUUGUGGUGGUUUGGGCGGUGGUGGUUGUUGGUGUUAUUGUUGGUAGGAUUGGGGACGGGUGCGGCGGAUGGGUCGAAAUGUCUGUGACCUGUGACAAAUAA